GCUCGGCUAUCCGCAUCAAUUGUUGCCGGAAUCCAGAACUCCUCGAAGAGAUUCAAAGUCCAUCGCCGUUGUUGUGGUUGUAUACACGAUGCAGCUCUUGUCGCUUCUUGUUUUGCUGGGCACCUGCGGCCCGUCCUUGGCUGCGCCGUUGACUGUCGAUGACCAGCAGCCGCUAGCCGGGAGCAGAGAGCAUCGCGCAUCGCACCGGAAGCCUUAUACCCCGGAUCAUCGUGAUCCUUAUGACAAGAAGAUCGAUUCGACGGGAGAUAAACUUCAACCUUUGCCAUGGAGAAAUGGCAAAGGUGCCAGUGUCCUAGGCCCGAGGAACAAACCUCGUGAACGCCAAAACCCAGACAUCAUCCGCCCACCCACCACCGACCAUGGAACCAUGGACAACAUGCGCUGGUCCUUCUCGGACUCGCACAUUCGCAUCGAAGAAGGCGGAUGGACACGCGAAACCACAAUCCGCGAGCUCCCCACCAGCAAAGAGCUAGCCGGCGUCAACAUGCGCCUCGAAGAAGGCGUGAUCCGCGAACUCCACUGGCACAAGGAAGCCGAAUGGGCCUACGUCCUCGAAGGAUCCGUUCGCAUCACCGCUCUCGACACCGAAGGCGGCAGCUUCGUCGACGACCUCAACAAAGGCGACCUCUGGUACUUCCCCUCAGGCCACCCUCACUCUCUCCAAGGCCUCAGCCCAAACGGCACCGAAUUCCUCCUCAUCUUCGACGACGGCCACUUCUCCGAAGACUCGACCUUCCUCCUCACAGACUGGAUCGCACACACGCCCAAAUCCGUGCUGGCAGAAAACUUCCGCAUCGCCCCAGAAGUCUGGGACGCGACGCCGCAAUCCGAAAAAUACAUCUUCAAAGGCCGCGAGCCGCAUGCCAUCGACGACGAAGUCCCCAGCGACAGCAAAGGGUACAAGAAGUCGAAGCUGCAAUUCACCCACCGCAUGCUGGAGCAGGAACCCGUCAACACAACGGGCGGCCACGUCCGCAUCACCGACUCGACGAACUUCCCCAUUUCAAAGACAAUCGCCGCCGCGCACUUGGACAUUGAGCCCGGCGCCAUGCGCGAAAUGCACUGGCACCCCAACGCCGAUGAGUGGAGCUUCGUCAUCAGCGGCCGCGCCCGCGUCACCAUCUUCGGCGGCAAAGGAAACGCCCGCACGUUCGACUACCAGGCCGGCGACGUCGGCAUCGUGCCCCGCAACAUGGGCCAUUUCAUCGAAAACCUCAGCGACGACGAGCCCUUGGAGAUGCUGGAGCUGUUCCGCGCGGAUAAGUUUCAGGAUUUCUCCCUGUUUCAGUGGCUCGGGGAGACACCGCGGAAGUUGGUUGUCGAUCACCUUUUCGCGACGAGUCCCAAGGCUGCCGAGAAGUUUUUGGAGUCGGUUAGGGAUGCUGAGAAGGAUCCUAUCAAGGAUCGGACGGAGUUUGAGGAUGAGGAGGAGAGAGUUGAACUUUGA
Messenger RNA from Periconia digitata, 1468 nucleotides. NCBI's taxonomy places the organism in Eukaryota, Fungi, Ascomycota, Dothideomycetes, Pleosporales, Periconiaceae. The record is from the annotation of a GenBank genome assembly.